UGAGAGCAAAGCAGGGUGCAGCUCCCCUAUAAUGACUGGCCACCACAGUUGGGGAUAUGGGCAGGAUGACGGACCUUCAGAGUGGCACAAAUCUUAUCCUAUUGCCCAAGGGAACCGCCAGUCACCUAUCGAUAUAGUUUCUGCAAGAGCAGUUUAUGACCCUAAUCUGAAGCCGCUGCUUAUCUCCUAUGAAUCAUGUACAUCUCUCAACAUCUCCAACAAUGGCCAUUCAGUUAUGGUUGAGUUUGAAGACACUGAUGACAAGACAGCAAUCAGCGGUGGUCCCUUUGAGAAUCCAUUUCGGCUAAAGCAGUUUCACUUUCACUGGGGGACAAAACACAGCCAGGGAUCGGAGCAUACAAUUGAUGGCAAAGCUUUUCCAUGUGAGCUCCACUUAGUUCACUGGAAUGCCAGAAAAUAUGCAACAUUUGGAGAAGCAGCAGCAGCUCCAGAUGGCUUGGCAGUAGUUGGUGUUUUCUUGGAGAUUGGGAAAGAACAUGCCAAUAUGAACAGACUCACUGAUGCUUUGUACAUGGUAAAAUUUAAAGGAACAAAAGCUCAAUUUCAAAGCUUCAACCCCAAAUGUCUCCUGCCUUUGAGUCUAGAUUAUUGGACAUACCUUGGUUCUUUGACAACACCACCCCUUAAUGAGAGUGUAACAUGGAUAGUGCUGAAAGAACCCAUCAGAAUUUCUGAGAAACAGCUGGAGAAAUUCCGCAUGCUCUUCUUCACCAGUGAGGAAGACCAGAGGAUCCAAAUGGUGAAUAACUUCCGCCCCCCUCAGCCUCUUAAGGGGAGAGUAGUUCGAGCUUCCUUCAAGGCCUGAAGAAAACUGAUAAUAGACCUGAGAUAUCCAAGAGCU
This is a messenger RNA of Nipponia nippon (crested ibis), 862 nucleotides long. RefSeq names its product carbonic anhydrase 7 (gene CA7). Gene Ontology annotation, cellular component: cytoplasm. Gene Ontology annotation, biological process: regulation of intracellular pH. The record is from RefSeq and is a predicted model, not a curated record. Gene Ontology annotation, molecular function: zinc ion binding; carbonate dehydratase activity. NCBI's taxonomy places the organism in Eukaryota, Metazoa, Chordata, Aves, Pelecaniformes, Threskiornithidae.